GUACAAUGUACAAUAUAUUCCUUUACAAAUCUCUACUAUAAAUGUUUGUUGAAGUCUCACUUGUCCCACGAUCACACGUCUUGUUACCUAGUUGUGUAAUUCCAUUACUGGAGAAAAAUACGUUCGGUACAAAAUGUUGAAAAUUGCAGCGGUGAUAGCGCUUUGCACCACUGGAAUAGCUUUCUUUUUAUCUUCCACGGAAGAACAUAAGGUUCCAACGUUACCGGAGACAAACUGGGGACCGAAGAAAAAUGGAAAAGAGUCUACAGAAAUACGACCCUUCAAGAUCGAUGUACCAGCAAAAGUCUUGGAUGAUUUAAAAUACCGCCUGACACAUAGAAGAACGUACGCUCAACCAUUGGAAGAUGUUGCGUGGACUUACGGUAUUUCGACUAAAUACCUCAAUACGGUACUUGAUUAUUGGAGUGAUAAAUAUAACUGGACUGAAAGACAGGCGUUGCUAAACAAAUAUCCUCAGUUUAUCACAACCAUUCAAGGUUUGGAUAUACAUUUCUAUCAUGUGAAACCAACAAAUCUACCAAAGGAUAAGAACUUAAAAGUUCUGCCUCUGCUAAUGCUACACGGAUGGCCGGGAUCAGUUGUGGAAUUCCAAAAAAUUAUACCCAUACUAACAAAACCUUGGCCUAAUCAGAACUUCGUGUUCGAAGUUAUUGCACCGUCACUUCCGGGAUACGGUUUCUCAGAAGGAGCGGUACGACCGGGCAUGGCCACUAGUCAGAUGGCUGUAGUAUUCAAGAAUCUGAUGCAUAGACUUGGCUUUGAAAAGUUUUAUGUCCAAGGAGGUGAUUGGGGAUCUCUUAUUUCCGCUAACAUGGCUGCUCUAUUCCCCGAAAAAAUAACUGGCUUACACACGAACAUGUGUGUCGUCCUGAUGUCAGCGUCUAAUUUCGCUUGGUCAAUUAUUGGUAGCUAUUUCCCAUCUUUAGUAGGAGCAAAGGAACAUUAUUCACUAUAUUACCCCUUCAGUGCAGCUAUGUCUGCGCUAAUUGAAGAAAGUGGUUAUUUCCACAUACAGGCUACAAAGCCAGACACUAUAGGCACUGCAUUAACUGCCUCGCCUGAUGCAUUAGCGGCAUAUAUUUUGGAAAAGUUCAGCACAUGGACAAAUAAAGCAUAUAAAGAACGAGAUGAUGGUGGUUUAACAGAAAAAUAUACGUUAGACGAGCUGUUAGACAAUAUAAUGAUAUAUUGGGUCAGUAACAGCAUUACUACAAGUGUCAGACUUUAUGCUGAGAACUUUGAUUCAGCAUAUAGAGCUUUAAAAGUUGAUCAAUUGCCCAUAAAUGUACCUACAGCUUGUGCAGCAUUCCCACAGGAAUUAUUACUUCAGCCUGAAAGUUUGCUUAAAUCAAGAUAUCCUAACAUAAUUCAAUAUAAUAUUAUGCCACGUGGUGGACACUUUGCAGCUUUUGAAGAACCUAGACUCCUAGCUGAUGAUAUUUUCAGUUUUGUUAAAAAAACUGAGGAACUUAAGGCAAAAUCUGUAUAAAUUGUGGUUCAAUUUAAUUCUUAAUCAUUUUUGCACAAGUAAUGAUAUAUUUUUUUAAACUACUUUAAUAAAUUGUACAUGUUUCAUAUUAAAUAUAAA
Messenger RNA from Bombus pyrosoma, 1609 nucleotides. RefSeq names its product juvenile hormone epoxide hydrolase 1-like. The record is from RefSeq and is a predicted model, not a curated record. Bases 134 to 1510 code for a protein of 458 amino acids. Gene Ontology annotation, biological process: epoxide metabolic process. NCBI's taxonomy places the organism in Eukaryota, Metazoa, Arthropoda, Insecta, Hymenoptera, Apidae. Gene Ontology annotation, molecular function: epoxide hydrolase activity. The transcript has 8 exons.